ACCCUGAAUUCCCUAUAUCCGCUCUCCCCGGACCCUGCAUUCACUAUAUCCGCUCUCCCCGGACCCUGCAUUCACUAUAUCCGCUCUCCCCGGACCCUGCAUUCACUAUAUCCGCUCCCCUCUAUCCGGACCCUGCAUUCACUAUAUCCGCUCUAUCCGGACCCUGCAUUCACUAUAUCCGCUCUCUCCCCGGACCCUGCAUUCACUAUAUCCGCUCUCCCCGGACCCUGCAUUCACUAUAUCCGCUCUCCCCGGACCCUGCAUUCACUGCAUAUAUCCGCUCUCCCUGGACCCUGCAUUCACUAUAUCCGGUUUUCCCCAGACCCUGCAUUCACUAUAUCCGGUCUCCCCGGACCCUGCAUUCACUAUAUCCGGUCUCCCCGGACCCUGCAUUCACUAUAUCCGGUCUCCCUGGUCCCUGCAUUCACUAUAUCUGGUCUCCCACAGACACUGCAUUUACUAUAUCUGCUCUCCCCGGACCCUGCAUUCACCAGAUCUGCUCUCCCAGGACCCUGCAUUCCCUAUAUCUGGUCUCCUUGGACCCUGCAUUCACUAUAUAUGGUCUCCUUGGACCCUGCAUUCACU
This is a messenger RNA of Staurois parvus, 585 nucleotides long. The record is from the annotation of a GenBank genome assembly. NCBI's taxonomy places the organism in Eukaryota, Metazoa, Chordata, Amphibia, Anura, Ranidae.